This is a messenger RNA of Oryzias latipes (Japanese medaka), 3951 nucleotides long. RefSeq names its product WW domain binding protein 1-like b. The record is from RefSeq and is a predicted model, not a curated record. NCBI's taxonomy places the organism in Eukaryota, Metazoa, Chordata, Actinopteri, Beloniformes, Adrianichthyidae.
UCAGUGUCAGCGCUGUGCCUCAUUUUGAUCAGAGAUACUUUUUGUGGCUGAGCCAAAGAAUAUUGAAGAGGGGGUGUGGGCAGGACUGUGAGGUGGAUCAGGUCUAUGCCCAAGGACCUAACGAAGUUCACGUCCUGUCGCCGUUUCUGAGGAGAUUUUCAACUCUUUUCAGCAGCUUCUUAUUAAGGCAUAUUAUGUUGCAGCGCUGCAGUCGCUUCAGUAACCAGAUCAGUCUUUAAUCAGCGUUUCAGCAUGAGAGAGGUGGAUUGUUUGGUUGUUGCAUACUCAAAAGGGAGAUGGGAAUCUGGUCUUUGCGGAUUCGUUGCUCAGUCGGUUGUUUGCCAAGACAAGCUGAGAUUGUUUUGUUUAGAGCAGACGUUUUUGUUUCCCUUGGUUAUUGCAUGUGUUUGUUCUGUGAAUCCUGCGCCGUCCCGCACUGAGCGUCCUGUCUGGCAGGCAGAUGUGAGGAAAACAAGUCUCACCGAGAUGAGAAACAGGAGAUGCCGUGAAAUCGUCCUGUGCCCAGCUGGCUUUUCAGGAAUGUCGUGUUGAUAAACAGGCCUGCACUUCUUCUCCCUGUCAGCGUUUUCUGAUGUUCGGGUCUGGUGUGUCACUGAUCUGUGUUUCUGCCUCUCGCUUUCUCACUGCCUGAUCAUCCUGCAGAGGAGUAGCUUGGAGCUCUGCUGGAGCUUGGAAAUUUCCGUAAAGCAAUCCGUGUCCAGUGUUUGGGCUGCGUUGGAGUGGGCUGAGGGUUGGUGUGUGGGUAGGGUCGAGAAGCAAAGAAACAGACGGGCUCAGCAUUUGCUUCCAGUUUCUGGAUCAGGACUCUUCAUGUCCCUGGAUGCAGGAGCUCCGCCGGUAAUGGAAACCCCACUUUCUCAUCUUCUUCUGCACUCUGAGAACCUGCUUCGCUGUGAGGGCGUGAACAACCAGACCUACUUCUGUGAGGCUGGACACUGCUGUGGAGAAUCCCAGUGCUGUAGUUACUAUUAUGAGCUGUGGUGGUUUUGGCUGGUGUGGGCCAUCAUCUUCAUUUUAAGCUGCUGCUGCGUGUGUCACCAUCGCCGCACCAAACACCGGCUGCAGCAGCAACAACGGCAGCACGAGAUCAACCUCAUCGCCUACCGGGAGGCUCACAACUACCCGUCCGUGCCCUUCUACUUCAGGUUUCUGCCCAACUACCUCCUUCCCGACUAUGAGGAGGUGGUUAACCGGCCGCCGACUCCGCCCCCGCCUUACACCGCCUUACUGACAGGACCGUCCUCGGUGGCUUCCAGCCCCCUAAAUCCUGAGCAGCAGGACGGCCACUGUUCCACCGUCCAGCCCCCCCCAGGCCCUCCCACCUCGGACAGCCUGUGCUGCCGACCCACGGAGGAGCCGCCCCCCGUCUCUUUGGACUUCACGCCGAAGGCUGAAGGGAAACGCGUGCAGACCGCAGAAAAUGCAGACACGAUACUACGAGGGGGGGGGCUCGGCAUGGAGCGGCUGUCCAGCCAGGGGGUGAAGGGGGACAGCGAGGAAGAUUGCAGGGACCCGCUGAUGAAGGACUUCAGUCUCUCAGAGGACAAGGAGCGCCUCCCCAACGGCAGGAGGAGGCGCUUCACAGGGGACUCCGGGAUUGAGGUGUGCGUGUGCGGCACGCGCGGAAGCGGCGUCUGCGGGGGGGCCGGAGGGACUGGCCAGGAAUGCAAGGAGUUGAGGGAGCUGGAGAGCCUGCUGGGACAGGACGAAGGAGACGACGACGAUGAGGAGGGGGGGGAGGGGUCCGGGGACUUCUGCGACAGCUGUGGUCAUGGAGCCUCGCUCCGGGGGGAGGACGACCCGCCGCCUGGGGCUCCAGACAGGGGUCCGACGGGCUCUCCUUUGCCCCCUGACCACCCAGGCGGGAGUCCGCUCCAGGAACCCGUGUGCCUCCUCCUGCACACCAUCAAUGAGCAGGAGGGAGGGGCCCCCAGCAGCAGCUUGGAGGGCUGAAGGGGCCCCUCUGUCUGAGGGACUUAUUGAUUCUUUUUAUGAGCAUGCCCCCCCAACGCACCGCAGCAGUGGCCUUAAUCUGUGCAGUUCUGCUUCAUUUGGGGGGAGCCGUGGAGCUUACCCCCACCGCACACUCGCAGAUCUGCAUCAGUUCCGUCAUUUACCACAAGCAGCAGUUGAGACUUCAGUCCUGGGGGGGGCAGGAGCCCUCAAAGGCUGUUCCUCGCUGCCACUGAACUGUUGAAGAUCAUGCACAGCAGGAUCAUUUUGGGAGGGGGGGAUGCAGCAUGGAGCUCCUCUGCGGUCAUGCGACUGAUACUGUACUAGAUGUGCAAGGACAUCAUGCCGGGGGGGGGGGGGGGGGGGGGGGGGGGUACAUGCUUGUAAAUAGCUUUUCAGUGAUUAAAAACCGCUCUGCCUGGAGGUUCACAUCCUUUGACGAGUCGGAGCGCGAGCACUUCCUGUUUGCACAGUUUUUGUAGAAGUUGUAGCAGAAAACCCCCCCCAACUUUGUUUCCUGAGUCAUCGGGACCGUCGGAGCAUCAGCCAGUGAGGCUCCCAGAUGCUGAGAUUUUUACCCUGAUAUGAUGAUUGUAGCUCAUGCCUGAAAAACCCGACUGUGCUGGAACAAUCAGUGAAACUGAAAAAGCAGCUGCCAAAAACAGGAAUGUUAAUCUUCUUAGAGAUUAAACGGAAAAGGGCGAGCGACUUCAGACCUCGUACUUGCGUGUCAGUCUCUUUCAGCAAGUUUCCACGCUCACCAGCUUUUACUUGACUUGAGACCAUCUGUACUCGCAGUUUUCCCAUGAACCUCCUUGACUGCUGCCUUACAAUGGACCAGUGAGCGACGCUGAAAUGCAGCUCAGCUGGUUUUAAGGAAAGUUCUGGUUUUCUUCAGCUCUUCAUGUUCAGUUAAAACAGCGCAACGUUCUGUAGAAGACAAAAAGAAACCCCGUUAAUCCUCACUUACUCCAGCACGACGACAAGCAUCCAAGAGGGCAAUCUGCUAAAGAUGCAAAGGUUUGGAGGCUCCCAUCUGACCGACUUCUUUUGUUUGCACAGCAGAAGAUUAGAAUUCUUCAAAAAGUGGAAAAAUGUGCUAAUGUUUGGUGCAAAAUGAGAUUAAAACGAUGUGAUAAUUAAUCUGCAAUUAUUCUGCAUUGAAACUCAGGAGAGACGCUUCAGGCAUGAGGCUUUCUUUACUCACUUUGACUCCACAUCCAAAGUUUCUGAGCUGGUCUUGAAUGCAUCACAGAUGCGUUCUGCUGUCAGUCAUUUAGAUUUCCAAUUGGAACUGUGUUGAAAGCAAACAGCCCCCCCAGCCGUGUGCACACGCAGCCUCUGCUGGAGUUUUCCUCCCGAGUCAAACGGGUUAAAUGGAUUUCUGCUUCCAUUCCCUGGGGAACAUCUCUUAACUCCUCUUCAGUCUAAAUGUCAGCUUCCUCCUGGAAAAGUGAGCUGCGUGGUUACUAUAGUUUUCAUCCAUUAUGGCCUAAAUACACUCUGAAGUGCUUUAGAUAGAAAUGCUUUUGUAAACUCAAAAAAGUGUACUUGGAAACUUUUAGUUAAGGAGCUCUUUUUCAUAUCAUUCAUUUUAAAAUUGAAAGGGUUUAUAUAAAGAAUGAAGAAACCACUUUAUAUUUGGAAGUGCUGUACGAUAUUCUGUAGCUUUAUUCUGAACCAAAAUGUGUUUUUCAUCUCUUUUUAAAGGAAAUCAUUAGCGAUAUUAGUACGAACCGUUUUGGGUAUUAAGUUCUACUUUUGAGGAAAGAGUUAAACUUUUGUUAAGAUUUUAAUCUGAGGUUGUUUGAAGGGUUAAUCCUACUAACUGUAUACGUUUGUAAAGAUAUUGGCUGAUUUUGCCAAAGACACUUUGUUAUGGUUUGUGCUUUUGCACAAACUUGUUUGAAUGUUUCGAUCAUAAGCCAUUCAUUGUAAGAUGGAUGUAUGUUCAAUAAACAUCGGAUUUACACAAAC